AUGAAUCUUCGUCAACACUUACAUUCACACUCCAGCCCUUUACGAUGGAACAGCGUGCAAAUCACCUUAAUGAGCACAAGCACUCCAGCCCUAUUGAUACUUUCAAGCUACUUCAUCACAGACGACAAUACUGUAGCAAUAAUCGAGCCGUCACCACAUGGCCAACUCAUUGUCCAUUCACCGGGACAAGUUCAAUGCAAGAGCAAGGAUAAAGCCAGUUUGUUUUCCAACUGCUCAUUCGCCAAACACGCAUGCAGCUGCACACCAAGAGUCUACACAGUGAAAUGCACGUGCUCAAACGGAACAAUUUCUCCAUUUCUACAGAAUGAAUCCAGAAGACUGCCCGUUACAACAAGCCAAGUCGCUAUAAUAAACGAAGAAGGAUCAGUUAUCAAAGCGAAAACCACCAUUAGCUCCGCACUCAUCAUGCAAAUAUCAGCGCAAGGACUCGUAAUGGCGAAUAGAAACAACAACUCCUGUCUCGUAAAAAUGGAAGAACUAUUCGGAUUUUACUCAUGCACACAAGGAGCGACAACAAAAGUUUCCUGCAAGUCCUCCGCCAGCCAAGAAGCUGCACAAAUUCAGUGUGGAAAUUCUAUUAAAUUGGUGAUAUGCACACCAGAUGGACACGAUUUACAGUCACUUUCCACUUCAGCACAUCAAGCAUCAAUAUCAAUUGUACGAUCUGAUGCCCUGGAGGAACUUCAACAGCAGCUUUUCAAGGGAAUUUAG
Molecule: messenger RNA, 732 nt
Organism: Haemonchus placei
Lineage: Eukaryota; Metazoa; Nematoda; Chromadorea; Rhabditida; Trichostrongylidae
Source: the annotation of a GenBank genome assembly